This is a messenger RNA of Iphiclides podalirius (scarce swallowtail), 1617 nucleotides long. The record is from the annotation of a GenBank genome assembly. NCBI's taxonomy places the organism in Eukaryota, Metazoa, Arthropoda, Insecta, Lepidoptera, Papilionidae.
AUGGAAAUGAAACCGAAUGCUAGAUUGUUCUUCGACCGCGGGCUGAAUGUGGUCAAUCGCACAGAGGCGCUACGCCGCAAGCGUACUGUCGCAAAUGGAGAAGUAACAACAACGUUCACGGCGCCCCCACCUAAACUGGUGCCCCGCGACCCCCCCCCCCCCCCCCUGCCACCCGUGCACUGUCCACUUGCACCCCUCACCGCUGGGCGAUACAUGCAGAUUAAAUUCUAUCGCCCGAACGGGGCUAGUGGCACGGACACGACUAUCGUUUGGAUCGAGUGGAAAUUAAAAAAUAAAUCCGCCAUCGAAUCGAAGACCGCGCUCGGAACGGACGGCAAGCGUGCAGCGGACGGAGGGCCAAGCUGGGGAGUUGCACCAAUUACAGGGCCAUCAAAAAUAAUGGUGUCCACCCUCUUCAAACGGUUCCCGAAAAAUUUGACGCUUUCGGGAGCCACUUGUGUUAGAGCUGUGGACCGAAUUAAAAAAAAGAAAAAACAAAGGACGACGGGGCUCGUAAGAGGGCCGAAUCUUUUUGCGGGCGGCGCGGCGCGGCCGAUCGGAGCGGGCCGUAAUAAAAUAAAGUUGCAUAGGCUAGGCGGAGCGGCGGCGGGCCUAAUGCAUGCGCCGCUGACGGCGAGGACACGGAGGGCUUUCAACAAUUUCCGAACGGACGGCGCACGGCGCGAAAUUGAAUCGUGUCUGCGGAGCAGUGCGGGCCGCGGAGAGAGCGGUGCGACGCUCUCUAGUAGCGCACGCCACUUUCGCAGACUCCAAUUUGGUCACGAUACGAACGACGCCGCCAGCCCGCACCCGACUCAUCUCGUUACGGCGGAUCCAUCGACGCAACACGAAACGCGGCAUGGGGGUGGACGUGGGGGCGGAGGCGUGGGCGAAUCUAAAUUCAUGGACACUAGCAUGAUUAGGGCCGCGCUGCUUUACGCGGAGUUUCGUCAGAUGAAACGCACCAUUCGGCCGGUUGUUUAUCGCAACAUUAACCGCCUGGCACGGACCACGGUGCCUGGCUGCGCCGCGGACGCAAAACCGGCGGUUUACGCGCCUUUUAUGAAAAUACGAGCGUCAAACACAAGCGCCUGCAUACACACCACUCCACUCCCCCCAGUACGUUCGACGAAUAGAGCACGCAGCCGUGAAACAAGAAAACAAUACGACAGAGUCGAAGCCGAGGCCGUGAUGCGCGAUAACAGCGUGCCCUGGCGAGUUCAGAGGUGCAAAAUCAAAUAUGAACGGAAGACCGCGGCUCGGCCGCCGGCACCGGCUAGGGGCGCUAAAAACACGCGCCCUCCGUGCGGUGCCGCGCCGAUAAAGUCCAUCAAAAAAUGCCAACCAGUGCCGUUCGGAACAUUGUCUCUAUGCACACGUGCCGCGCCCGCGGAGGGCCGUGUUAACAAUUCAACCGGUCGCGGUAUAAAGUUCGCGCGUCGAAAGUUGUGCCGCGCGCCCCGGACAGGGCGGCCCUCUAACAGGUUGCCCGGUCCGCCACUAUUUUUACGAGUCCCGCACGCGCCCAGUGUUGUGACCGGGCACACCUGUUGGCGCGCGGCGCUGUUUAUCGCCCGAUUAUUUUCACGUGCCGUUGCCGCCGGCCGUCUGUGGCGU